AUGAGCGCGCUCGAACGAGCGGAUGCGGUCCUGCAACUCUCAUCAGUUGCGGAGAACACGCUCAGACAGGGACACCUGCCAUGCCCGCCGUCGGAACUCGCUCGCUUGUGGUGUGGCAGGCUGGCAGAGGAGAUAUGUCCCGGCGACGAGAAGGAGACCCUUCUGCGAGCGCUAAGAUGCUGCAGAUUCACGAUGGCUCACGACAUCGUCAUCUCGACAUGCCAGCCCCUACUUCUCGAAAUCAGCUCUUCCCUCCGACUUCACGCCGCCAGUUGUCUUCUCCAGUACAUUAGCACGUCCACGGGUACUCUCGUUACGGAUAAGACGCCGUCACUUGUCGCAACGAUCGUUCGAGCCCUCGCGCCGCUUCCCCACCAACUUCCGUCCGCGUCGUCCGCCCUCCAUCGCUUCGUCUCGACCUCCUUCCGCAUCAUCUCGGUGUGCAUCGGCAAGACUUCGACGCUCUCAUCCGACGUUGUGACGUCGGUCGCGCAGCUUGUGGGCGGCUGGAUCUACCAGGGCCUUCAGCCUGUGGCAGGAGCAGUCAGUCCUCUUGCGACCGCGCGAGGACGAGUUGCGGGACAAGGGCAGCUGGCAUUCGGUGUCAUGAGCGCAUUCAUGCAGCCUACGCCCUCACCGAGGAAGCGGAAGAACUCGGCUGCCGCAAACGCCAGCUCUCGCGCCUCUUCUGUUUCUCGUCUAGGAGACUCGUCGGAUUCGGAGGAUGAAGCAGGCCGGACAUUCGACCGAAGACGAUACCUUGCCCAAAUCCGCCUCGACGCCCUCUCCUGCCUCCGAGCUCUCGCCACCGCCAGUCCAAGGGCGCUUCACAAGCACUGGUCUCUCUUCCUCGCCGACUCGCCUUACCUGCGCGACCGCCAUACGCUCUUCUCGAUCAUCGAGUCUGACCCGUCGCACUCGAAUCGCUUGCAAGCGUGCUCUGCGCUCGAAGCCUUGCUGGCACAUUCGGCAGCCUACCUGAACAUCGCUGAAGACCGCUCGACGAAGGCGUCCUUCACGUCUCUAUCGGCCAAGCUUGGCGAGACCCUUGGCGAACUCCACUCCUCCCUUGCGUCUCUUCUCUCUCGACCAGUCGUCGCCAAUCAAGCGGACGUCCACCUCGCAUUGCUGUCGUUUGCCGCUGUCUUGGCCGCCAAUUCUCCCUACGGCCGCCUCAAAAAACCGCUCGCCUGGCAACUCGCCAAGUCGUGCCUGCCGCACUUGAGCUCAACCAACACGAAGGUGGUCGCUGCAGCCGCAAACGCCUUGACCAGCAUCGUCUCCCGCUACCUCGCAAUGGCAAGCACGGCGUCAUUCGAGUGGGAGCAGCUGCUGCGUGCUGUCGAGCCGCUCCUCGCCGGAGACGUCGGCGAAGACAGCCGGGCAGCGGGUUGGUCGUUGCUCGCUGCGAUCAUACCUGGCGUCUCUUCCGGCGAUUGGAUGUUCGCGACUCAACUGUUUGAGGCGGGCUUUGCCCCGUCGUCCAUCACCGUGCAAGAAGCGCAGGCUCGCUUCAUCGUCGCGCUCGCCCGCUCGCCUUCGACGUCCAGCACGCCUGACCUACAGAGGUUCGUCGACCUCGCUCUCGCUUCGCCGCACGACACAGUCCGCGCAAUCGCCUGCACCGCCUUGACUUCUCCUCGUCUCGCCUCGUUGUCCGCCUCUUCCGACUUCAAGACCUCGCCUUGGCGCACGGCUUGCCUUCUCGCCGCUCAAGAUCCCUCGACGGACGUUCGCGCAGCCGCCAUCCGCGUCCUCGGCUUGCUGGUCAAAAGCGACGGUCCUGCGGCACCUACUCCCGCUUCUGUGCAGGAGACCAUCCCGACAUUGCUGUCAGCAGUGGAUGAUGGGGUCCGCGAAUUAUCAGAGGGUGGAGGUGAACGGGUGAACGGUGCGAUGUGGACGUUGGCGAAUUGUUGCGAUGUCUUUACUCAGAUUGUGCUGGAUCCCGACGUCUGCGACAACGUGCUGGAAGCGAUUCUGGGUGUCCUCGAGCGCGACACGACUGGCGAGCAGGCUAUUAUCAGCGCCUACCGCAUCCUCGGCUCGUUGUCUGGCGGUUCGGCUGCCAACAUCACCAGGUCCGAGCAGCUCUUCGACCGGGCGGCGAAGGCAGCGGUAGCUGGCUUGGCCCAUCCAGCUGCAAAGGUGCGCUGGAACGCCUCCAUUGCAGCUACCGCGCUCCUACCCCGAAUCCAGGACGACUCGCUCUCGAAAGCCUUGUUCGACGCCGUCAUUGGUGACUCGAGCUUCAAGGUCCGCAUACACGCCUCAACAGCUCUCCUAUCGCCUGCUGUAUCACCAGGACGAUUCCCGCCAGACGCCCUCUCUCGUCUUCGCCCUUCGCUCGACCGCCUCGUCGCCGAGCUCGAGGAUGGUCGUGUACCGCCGAAGGAGAAGCAGCACGCGGAGCAGCUCGUCAAGCGGCUCACCUCUCUCUGCGCACGAUUGAUGACCACCUAG
This is a messenger RNA of Rhodotorula toruloides NP11, 2463 nucleotides long. RefSeq names its product Armadillo-type fold domain containing protein. The record is from RefSeq and is a predicted model, not a curated record. The coding region runs from base 1 to 2463 and encodes 820 amino acids. NCBI's taxonomy places the organism in Eukaryota, Fungi, Basidiomycota, Microbotryomycetes, Sporidiobolales, Sporidiobolaceae. The transcript has 11 exons.